Molecule: messenger RNA, 899 nt
Organism: Solanum stenotomum
Lineage: Eukaryota; Viridiplantae; Streptophyta; Magnoliopsida; Solanales; Solanaceae
Product: ninja-family protein AFP3-like
Exons: 3
Coding region: 125-718 (197 amino acids)
Biological process (GO): negative regulation of DNA-templated transcription; signal transduction
Cellular component (GO): nucleus
Source: RefSeq, a predicted model, not a curated record
UUUACUUCAACUAUAUAAUCCUUCUUUCUUCCUCCGAAACUUCACAAGAAGUCUAUAUUUUUCUUAGUUUCUUCCGCCUGGGUGCUUCUUUAUUUUCACAUUCGAGCAAUUCUAAUUAUGAUCUAUGGCUGAACCAAAGGGUAAACUUUCUACCUGUACAAGUGCUCAACAAGAAAUGGAUCUAAAUCUCUCACCUAGUGGAUCUUAUAAUUGUGAAAAGACUGAUGAAAUUUCAAUGCCUCAACCGUUUUCACAAAUUAGGGCAUCAGCUGCCAACAAUCCUGCCUUUCAGCGGGCUAUAGAGAUUAUAAGAUCCGAUCUGCAUAACAAAUUAGAAGAUACGUCUAAAAUUUGUGAAAAUGAGAAAUCAGCUAUCAAAUUCAAUACGGGAAAAGGCAAGUCAAUUGUAUUUCCAGAAAGUAAUGGCGAAAAACCAUUAAAGAAAGUUAAGAAUUCUAAUGUUGUCACAUCAAUGGAUACGAGUGACCUACUAAGGAUUAUGCCUUCUGUGACAACUUCUGGUGGAAUCAUUAAUGGAAAAGUGACAGAAGGGUUCCUUUUCAACUAUGGCAAAGGAAAGCAAACUUCAAUAGUUUGCAUUUGCCAUGGAAGGUUCUUCUCACCAGCUGAAUUUGUGAAGCAUGGCGGUGGAAAAGAGGUUGAUAAUCCGAUGGAAUUUAUUAACAUAGCUGAUGAUGCAUCAAUAGGCAAUGCUUAAUUUCUUAUAUGUUACAAAUAUUGUCAAAUUGUUUACAUGCAACUUUGAACUUUAGUUUGUUGUUUUUCGUGUCAUAUGGUGGAUAAUUCUUUAGUUUUUCAAACUGAACUUGCAAAUGAGGUUUGACAUUGCAAGGUCUUAUUAUAUAUAUAUAAGCAUCAUUGAUGCACAAGAAUCUUUC